Molecule: messenger RNA, 3177 nt
Organism: Brassica napus (rape)
Lineage: Eukaryota; Viridiplantae; Streptophyta; Magnoliopsida; Brassicales; Brassicaceae
Product: polyubiquitin-D-like
Exons: 1
Coding region: 2607-3035 (142 amino acids)
Biological process (GO): protein ubiquitination; modification-dependent protein catabolic process
Cellular component (GO): nucleus; cytoplasm
Molecular function (GO): protein tag activity; ubiquitin protein ligase binding
Source: RefSeq, a predicted model, not a curated record
AGAGAGAGAGAGAGAGAGAGAGAGAGAGAGAGAGAGAGAGAGAGAGAAGAAAAGAGAAGUUGGGUUUACAAUGCAGAUUUCUAUCAAGACAUUAAAGGGAAAGAGCAUAAACCUAGAAGUCGAAGAUAGCUCCAACACUAUCGACGUUAAGAUCCAUGGGGAGCCGAUGAGUGAACUGGUUUUGCGACUGCGUCCUUCGGGUCAGGGUGAAGCAGCCAUGCGUAUUUUUGUAGUGACUCUCAACGGCAGGAACCAUACCCUUCAGGUUAAGGGAACCGAUACCAUUGGAGAAGUCAAGACUAAAUACUUUGAGAUUGAUGGCACUCCAGUGGACCAGCAGAACAUGAUACUUGCAGGCCUGGCUCUUGAGAACAGUUGGACAGUAGCUGAAUGCGGCAUCAGGCAUGAGUCGACCAUUCACUUGACUCGACGUCUUUGCGGUUGCUAAAAUUUCUCUCUUUUUUUUUUCCCAAUGUUCUUAUCAUAUUAUUCUAAGAUUUGGUGUUCAAUUUAUGAAAUAUUAUGUUUAAUUUCUUCUCAGACGUGACGAAGGAAAAUAAUUUCUACGUUAUUAUCUUCAAUAGACUAUGUUGAAAAAAGAAGUUUUAGACAAAAAAAGAAGUGUUUUAAAAAAAAAAGUCAAUACCCUGAGAAUGAAACAUGUAAGGAUGAUUUAUCUCGUAAUACAUUGUUAUACAACACACAUUUUAUUUUCGAAUGUACUUUCAGUUGUAAACACACAUUUGAUUUCGAUAGCUGUGACCUCCUUGUUAUCACGAAACAAGUUUUCAGUGGAGAUCCAGAGUUCUCAAGAGGUGAACUUUGUCUUUAGAACCGUAUGGAGGAUAGUUUCAGAGAUAGUCUCAUAAAUCAACAUCUUUACGAGUCUAUCUCGUUCUUUCCACUGCUUUUCGUUUGGUGGUGUUGAAGAGGAACUGCCGUGAAGGUCAUCAGCUAUACCAAACGUGAGGCAAUGUAUUUUAAAAAGCUCUCUCCAUGUGUCAUAGUUGAACUUUUGCAGAUCAAGGACAAUUGUGACAUGCCCCCGAUAUGUGUGUGUGAUCUUUAAAGGUUUAUCGUUUGUAUCCAUAGGCAAUGAGAGAUAAGACUGAGUUUAGGAGAGAGAUAGAAUAGAGAGAAGAGGAGUCGAGAACGUGAGAAAAAUGGAGAAAGUGAGACUUGAGAGAAGAAAUAAUUGGCAGCUAGAGUUUUGCUUACUCUAUAAGUUGGUGUAUAAUAGGUAGAGCUCAAUGCCCUUCUUAUGUUAUUAAGGAUUCUAUAUAUAGAUUUACAUAGGAAAUCCUAAUCAUGUACAUGUAUAUAUUUGUAUAUCUUUAUAUAGUCUAACAAAGAUUACAUAGCUUCUUUUGGAUCAUUCUACAUUAUAUUUUCGCAUCUAUAUUCAUUCCGCCCAAGGUACAGAUCUCCACCUAGUUGUUUUUAUUCUAACCAAAGGCAGUUAUGAAUUGAAAUUAAAGUAUACUAGGUUUAAAUUGCGGGUGUUAGUUUUUCAUAAAUUGUUUAAUGACGUUUCUAAACACAUAGUUUUUUUUUUUUUAAGUUCCUACACAUCAGAACUCAACCCACCCAGAUCUGGAAGGACCCGAUUCGAAUCCCACCCAAAAAUUUAUAAAACUCGAGUGGAGCUUAAUCUCAAAAUCCAAAACGCUCGAUACCUGAAAGAACUAAUUUGCACCCGAACGGAUAUCGUAAUAUCCAUACCUAACUGAUUAUGUAAAAAAUAAAAAUUUCUUUGUUAACUUUUUGAAUUUUUGUCACGGGGGAAGAAAAUUCAUUCAAGCAUGUGAAAUUAUUACAGUUAACACGAUGUCAAAUUAUUAUGGUAAAACAAUUGAUUAAGUAGUUAAAAUAUAAAAACAAUGUAAAAGAUAUAAUAAAACAAAAAAAAUAGGUAAGUUCUGCUUUUAUUUCUAUAAUAAAUAUUUUCAAAUUAUUUGGAAAAUAACAAUUAAUGAAAUAGUUAAGAUGAAUUAAAAUAAGGAAAGAACAACAGAUCUAAUAAAUCUGUUGAAAAUAAGAUUAGUUCUAUUUUGUACUCCAAUUUUAAUAAUAUAAAUAUUUUUUGAAAAAAAAUAAAUUUAAAUAAUUCCUCUAAAUUAUAUAAAUUUUUAGAAAGAAGAUUAUAUAAUAUAAUGGUUUCAUUUUUAAAAAUAAAGAAUGAAGUAUGAUAUGUUUUUGAUUGUUUGUAUUAUGCACAUUGUUUUACUGUUAGUAUUUUUUUUAUAGAUAUACCGUUAGUAUUUAGAUAGGUAGUGAAUGAUGUUUCACUUUUCAUUAGAAACAAAAGAAGUCAAGUUUCUUAAUUUGUGUCUAAGACUUUUAAGUAUAGUUUCUUGCAAAAUUCGAGAAAGAAAAAAAGUUAAGUUUCUUAAUUUGUGUAUAAAACUUUUAAGUAUUGUCUCUUGCAAAAUUCGAGAAAGAAAAAAAGUUAAGUUUCUUAAUUUGUGUAUAAAACUUUUAAAAGAAGCCGAAGGGCUGCCUAUAGUAAAUGUUAUCAUUGGGAAAAUGUAAAGUUAACAGAUAAUUCAUUCCCAAAGAUGUAAGUAUAUAAAAAGAAAACCCCAAAGAGAGAAAGGAGAGAAACAAUGCAGGUAUAUAAAAAGAAAACCACAAAGAGAAAAAGGAGAGAAACAAUGCAGAUUUCUAUUAAGACGGUAGAGGGAAAAAGCAUAAACCUAGAGGUGGAGGAUAGCUCUAAGCCCAUCGACCUCAAGAUCUAUGGACCCAUCCGUCAACUGGUUCUAGGUUUGAAUCCGGAUGCGUAUCCAACUCAAGACGCAGUCAUGCGGAUUUUUGUAUCGACUAUAAAGGAGAAAACAUUCAUCCUACAAGUGAAGGGGUCCGAUACCAUUAAAAAAGUCAAGACCAUGAUCCAUGAUCAGGGUGGCUUACCGGUGGACCAGCUGAAUCUUAACUUUCUUGGCACCACGCUUGAAAACAGUCGCACCGUAGCUUACUACAACAUCAAGCCGGACUCCAAUCUUGUCAUUGUGCAGCGUGGUUGCAUCUGCUAAACGUGUCUCUUUGUUUUCCAAAAUGUUAUCAGUAUUGCUUUUGAUAUUUCCAAACACAAGUAGCUUUAAUGGCUUAAACAGUUUCAAUAUAUAAUCUUUUGCUGUUAAGAAAUCGGUUAAACAUUUUUAAUGGCUUUAUUUA